GCGGCCGGGCCAUAUAGCGGGAGGCCGAGGAAGAGGUGGUCCCAGGGAGGGCUCUCAGGGGCACAGACACCCGGGCGGCCUCCACCUGCCAACAUGAAGCUCUCCGUCGCCUUCUUGUGCUUCUCGCUCAUCAUCUGCUGCUAUUCCGGAGCGGCUUCGGGCAACGAGUUUUUCUUGGACUUCCUUCAAACGCUGCUGGUGGGCAGCCUGAAAGAAUUGUACGAGGGGCCGCUGUCCCACUUCAAAAUCAACGCCGCCGCCAAGCGGGCAAUGGCUGAGCUCAAGUCCUGCAUCGAUCACCUGGAGCCGCAGAACAAAGCCGAGCUGGUGAAGUUGCUGGUGCUGGUGCUGGAAGAGCAGGACGCCAAAUCCUGAGGGCCUCGGCCCGAUGUCCGGCGAAUGACCGCCCACCCCGCCCACCCCCACGGCGGUUGAAGGCCGGACGUCCCCCCUCUUCCUGGCCGGGAACCGUGCUGUCGUUGCUGCGUUUUCCGCCCCCCUGUGCUUGUAGUCCCCCCCCACCGAGCCCCCCUCAGCAUCGGGGAG
Messenger RNA from Ornithorhynchus anatinus (platypus), 546 nucleotides. RefSeq names its product secretoglobin family 1C member 1 (gene SCGB1C1). NCBI's taxonomy places the organism in Eukaryota, Metazoa, Chordata, Mammalia, Monotremata, Ornithorhynchidae. The record is from RefSeq and is a predicted model, not a curated record. The coding region runs from base 94 to 375 and encodes 93 amino acids. The transcript is spliced from 3 exons.